Messenger RNA from Penicillium manginii, 2604 nucleotides. RefSeq lists its product as uncharacterized. The transcript has 3 exons. The record is from RefSeq and is a predicted model, not a curated record. NCBI's taxonomy places the organism in Eukaryota, Fungi, Ascomycota, Eurotiomycetes, Eurotiales, Aspergillaceae. Bases 1 to 2604 code for a protein of 867 amino acids.
AUGGUCCUUGAUCCACUCAGCUCACUGUCUCUGGCAUGUACAGUGUGCCAGUUUCUUGAAUUCUCCGGCACACUGUUCUCCAAGUCUCACAAAAUCUAUAAAAGCGCCACAGGAUAUGACGAAGACACCGAUUCUUUAUUUGGAAUCACCAAGGAUCUGCGGUCUUUGACAGAGAAAUUGGAGAUACCCAUCGAUUCGAAGUCUCUACCCGCCGAAGAAACCGAGCUCGCCGAUCUUGGCGACAAAUGCAAACAAACUGCCGACGAGCUUCUUCUGGUUCUGAAUGAUCUGCAGGACAGCAAAACUUCAAGAUGGAGCAGUUUUCGAGCAGCGCUGAGAACAGUGUGGGCACAAGAUCGCAUCGAUGGAAUGGCUAGGAAGCUUGAGUCAUAUCGAUCACAGCUUAUCCUCCGUUUGACAAUAAUGCAGAGUGGCAGCAAUUUACGCGUGAUGAACAAAUUGCUUGAAAUAAAUCACCUCAUCCGGGCUGGAUUGGCACCAUCUAUCGAAGACCUGAGAAUGACAAUGAUGGAUUCGAUGGAGACACUGAGAGCAGACUUCGAAAGGCAAAGCAAACUUUUUACGCUUGCUCUAGAGGAAGAUAGAAACGAGAAAACCAAGCCUCAGCUGCAGUUGGAUCGACAGCAAGAAAUCCAACAACUGGGAGCGCUCCAGCCGGUCGAUAUCAACGCAAUUACCCAGAAAAUACAGAGCACUGCUCUUGCCACUACUUGUCUAGCAACCGAAUUAUUCAUCAUGCGAAAUCUUCGCUUCCACGGUAUGGAGUUGCGUCGGUCUCAGGUUUCAGAGGCUCACAAGCGCACGUACAGUUGGGCUUACAUGUCUAAUUUCUCCGAAUGGAUGGUUUCUGAGGACCCUCUGUUUUGGAUAAGCGGGAAGCCUGGAUCAGGCAAAAGUACCUUGAUGAAGUACCUAGUCAAUAGCCCCGAAACAUCCGCUUAUCUACGGAAAUGGGCAGGGAAAAAGAAGCUGGUUAUCAUAGACUACUUCUUUUGGAUCAAUGGUUCUGAUAUUAAUCGCUCACAGGAGGGUCUACUCCGAUCCUUGCUAUUUGACAUCUUUCAAAAGUGCCUCGGCCUCAUUCAAAAAGCAUUUCCGGAACGAUGGAAUGAAGCUGAAAACCUCAGUCUUGAUCUCAAGAGAUCCAUGAUAUCCUGGAAUCGCCAGGAGUUAUUAAAUGGCUUGCAAAAUAUCACCAAGCAGACUUCCUUGUCGAAUGCCUUUUGCAUUUUUAUUAAUGGGCUCGAUGAAUAUGAGGGCGAGCACGAGGACUUGAUCAACAUACUUUCCAAGAUGGCACAUACGUCACCCAUCAAGAUCUGCGUCGCAAGUCGGCCUUGGAAUGUUUUUGAAAAGGCUUUAGGUGCCGAUCUGACCCGCAAACUUUACUUGGAGAACCUGAAUAGGCCCGACAUCGAGCUCUACGUGAAAAACAAAUUGCUGGACCGCCCUGACUUUCAAGCCUUGGCAUUGUCUGAUCCAUAUGCCAUAGAGCUAGUCUCAGACAUUGUUCAACGAUCCAAUGGCGUAUUUCUUUGGGUAUAUCUAGUCGUACUUCUAGUGAAACAAGGCCUACUCAAUGAGGAUAGGCUCGUGGAUCUGAAGCGUCGCGUGAGUGCCUACCCGGCCGACCUCAACGACUUUUUCAAACAUAUAAUGGAAUCGCUAGACCCAUUCUACCAGGCCCAGAUAGCGACCGGGUUCUCUGUGGCAUUGGCAGCGAAGGAACCGCUUUCAAUCGUCAGUUUCUGGUACCUUGAUGAACUGGAGCUGGAUUCUCAAAUUGCCAUCGUCAAGAAGAUUGAUGAGCCGGCGGUGAAAAAACUCAGACUGGAAAGUUUUUGGAAAGAUGAGAGUCGGAAAAUGGAGGCACGGCUUAAUGGACGGUUCAAAGGACUUCUAGAGAUUGUGAAGAGGCCCAAGUGGGAAGCUCCUUCGGACAUCAUGGUCGAAUUCCUCCAUCGGACGAUGCGAGACUUUCUCAUUACGGAAGACUGCCAGCGAGUAUUAAAAGAAUGGACACCUGCCGGCUUUGAUGCCCACUCUGCAAUUUGCCAUAUUCAGCUCGCCGAGGCGAAAGAGCUGCAUCCGAAACUUGCUGAUUUGGACACUUUGAAGCGGCUAACGGAGGGUAUAUUUUACUCUGCACAGCAAUUCGAGAAAUAUCACCAGAAGUCGCUCAACAACGUGCUUGAACAUCUUGACCGUACAAUUGAGGGCUAUGGUUCAGGGAUGUCCCUCUGGGAGGAGUUGGAAGUUAGAAGCUUCACCAUGUACGCCGUCAUGAGCAACCUGACCGGGUAUAUCUCGCAUCUCCUUGAGACAGGCAAUCUCAGCAAGGUGGAGAGAUUGAGAUGUCUUCGGAAAAUCUUCGACACGACGAGAGAUCUAAGUGCAGAUGUUUUGCACGACCCGGACCCAAAGAUAGAAGUAGUUGCAAGUCCCCUCAACAUGGUCCUCCUUCUGGCGGACAGGCAACCUUUGACGAAAAUUCCAUUUAACAAGAUAUUUACUGGGCUGGAAUUAUACGAUACAUCGACCGUCCGCCUAGAGUCAGAAGACUCACUACCCCGUGGGAUGUGA